Messenger RNA from Batrachochytrium dendrobatidis JAM81, 4995 nucleotides. RefSeq lists its product as uncharacterized. The coding region runs from base 1 to 4995 and encodes 1664 amino acids. Gene Ontology annotation, molecular function: protein binding. The transcript has 8 exons. NCBI's taxonomy places the organism in Eukaryota, Fungi, Chytridiomycota, Chytridiomycetes, Rhizophydiales. The record is from RefSeq and is a predicted model, not a curated record.
AUGCAAGGGAAUCAGCAACGGCGUCGGUCUAGUCACAAGGAAAGCAUCAAGGACGAUUUAGUAAAUGAACGGGAUGUUUUUGGAAAUACACCGUUGAUGGUCGCAGUGGUUGAGAUUGCUUCCAACUGUGUCAGUUCUGAUAGUUUAACUAUCCCGGAUUACGAAUCAAAGCGAGCAUCGAUAUUGGCACUUGCAGAGUCUCGCAAACUCAAUAUUAAUCUGCAAGAUUUGGAGUCUGGAUAUACUGUUCUACACAAGCUUCGACCUGAUGCAAAUCUCGGCAUUAAAGACAAGGAGGGUUGCACAUGUUUAGACCUUUUGAAUAUUACAAUGAAACAGCCUAGACUGUUUGCAGAUCUAGAUUCACCUAGUGGGUAUCUGCAUCAGAUUAACAAAGAAAAUCAAACUGGACCAUAUUUGCAUCACAACGGAUCUACAGCUACAUACGCGGUUGAAGAUACUACUAGCCAUGAUUCAGAUGGCGUUGAUACAUUUCUUGAUGAUCAGUCAUUUCCAAAUAGCAGCACUUUGUUAAACCCAGCAACCUCGGUUUGGAGUUGGGGCUCAAAUAAGAAUUUUACUUUAGGAUUUCCAAAUACCCAAGAUCGAGCAAUCCCUGAACAAAUAGAUCUUGUACAUUCUCUUCACACAACUGGAAAUGUGCCUGUAUCCUAUGCUACGUUAUCAGAGUAUGAUUCACAGGUUGAGCAAGUGGUCAUGUCGAAAUAUCACGUUUGUAUUCGUACCAAGGAUCGAUUGUAUACACACGGGUUUGGAGGUGGUGGAAGACUCGGACUUGGUCAUGAGGAAACCACGAUGCGUCCGACAGAAGUAACUGAAUUGACAAACAACAUUGGGUUUGUAGCUGCAGGUCCUGAUCAUACUAUUGCCAUUACCUUGAAUGGUGAUGUGUGGACUUGGGGCAGUAACAAAUAUGCUCAGCUAGGCUACUAUAGUGAAGCAUCUGGUGACAGUUUACCACGUGAAUGUCAUCCUCAGAUGGUCCAGCUUAAAAAAACAGUAUGUGUUGGUGGAGCUGGAUCAAAGUAUCACUCGGUUGUAUAUACUACUUCAGGUGUGAUUUACACUUGGGGAACAAACAAUGGCCAACUCGGUUAUCAACAGCCAGUGCAAGUUGUGCCAAGAAAAGUGACUUCGUUUCCUGUUCAAAUGAUCUUAUCUGUUGCUUCAACCAAUUGCUCUACAGCUGUGUUGGUGGGGAGUUUUGAUGUCUAUGUUUUUGCAGAAAACAAGAUUUCCAAGGUUGUUUUUCCAUUUUCUAAACCGCUCAAAUCGUUCACUCGCCCGCAAUCUUCAAAUGCUUCUUUAUUGAUGUCAGGAUCACGACCUUCUCAGCCUGCAAAGCACGGUUCUGGAUCAUCCCAUACGGGUUCUCGCUCUGUUGUUAAAAUUGUGUCUGGAAACCAUCAAUAUGCUGCACUCAUGUCAACAGGCGAUGUGUACAUGUGGUCACCGCCUGAAUCUCGGUUUCAAGACUCUUGGCAGCAAGUCAAUUUUCCACAACAGCGUCCAAAACUGGUUUGGUCUGUGCGAAAAAAGUUUAUGGCUGCUCAUGAUGUAGAUAUUGGAGUUGACUCGAGUAUUAUUAUUGGUACGAUUUCUGGACAUGUAUUUGUUGGAACCCGUCGUGUGCAGGCUCAAUCUACUCAACCGUUGGCAUCUAGUGAACGAUCCGUUUAUGUUAGUCCAGCUGUUGCGGCUGCCAAGAUGCUAAAUGAAUCAUCAGUGCCUGGAGCUUCUAGUUCUGGAAUUGCAUCAACCUUGUCGUUGGCUUCGUAUUUUUCUCAAGGUGGACUAUCAUCUAUGCACCCAAAGGACUCCAACGUGUUUUUCAAGUACACCAUGAUUCCAAAUCUGCAGCACAUUGUCAUGGUUGUGGCUAGCUCUGGCGGUGCGUUUGCUGCAGUAAGAUCUGACUGCAGGCCAUCCCUACCACCACUUCCUGACAACCAGUUAUCUAGUGAUUUAUAUCGAGCUCUAUAUCCGUUACCAUUGCAUCUUGAGCAGUUUCAACAGCAGCUAACCAUUGACCAUUACAAGAGUUUGGAAACCCCUAGUUCAGAUCAAUCGGCCAACUUUCCAGUUGAUGCAGCUAUUUCUCAUAUUGAAGCUCCGCUGUUUCCCGUUUUUGAACCACCUGAAAUAUUUCCCAACUCAUCAUUUGAUAUUGAAUUUGAAUUUGAAGGAUGUGUAAAACUAUACGCCCAUCGAGCAAUACUUGCAGCACGCAGUCCUGUAUUUUGGUCUGCAUUAUCAUCCAUAAACUGUGCAGACUCGCCAACUGAAUACAUUGCCAAAUCUCCAAAAAAAUCAAAAUCUCCGGAAACUAGACAUAUUGGUUAUGCAAGUAGUCUCAAGUCGUUGCUUGAUACGAUGACGUUUCCAGAAAAAGAUGUGCCGCUUGUGCGAUUUAGGUUUCCCCAUAUACACUCUGCAAGCGGGAAAUCAUUUUUAUAUUUUGUAUACACUGGCUGCAUAUAUACUGAAUUUUUAUUGAGCGAUUCCGUAUUUACAUCUGAAAAUGAUUUCAAUGAUCAAAGUUUUGGUUCCACCGACAAACAGAAUAACCACAGAAACUCAAACCUGUUUAAUCGUGCUCAAAUAGAAUUUACCAAACUGGCACGUUGUUUUGAACUAGAUGAAACCGAGAUUCUUUAUGCUAACAUCAAAGCAGGACUAAAUCCUGUAUCUCCGACUCUUGCUCCAAUUACACUCUUGCCGCGUGCCAAGUCUGAUCGUAUAUGUUACACCAAUGAAAGGUUCCAGAAAUCUAUUUCAGCGCUUUAUCAUCGUCAUCGAGAUCGAUUCACUGACGUUGUAAUACACUUGGCAGAUAAUCAUAGAAUAGAGGCUCAUUCUGUUAUUUUAUCUGCCCGCAGUACGUUUUUUAAUGCAAUUGUUGGCCCUGGUUCUCUGUGGAAUUGCCAUGCUGAAACAGAUUCAUGUGCACCGCUUUUAAAAAAGCAAAACAUUGACUUGACACACAUCUCGCAUGCAGUAUUUCUCGUGGUUAUAGAAUGGAUUUACACAAAUGCAGAUGCAAGUACGCUAUUUGAAUCUUUAAACCACUCGAAUCCAGCAGAAUUCAUCGAGUUUGUAACAAGCGUGAUGGCUGCAGCAGAUGAACUUUUACUUUCUGAUUCAACCUACCUCAAAGAUUGCUGCAGUGAUAUUUUAGUCCACUUGCUGGACAUCAAAACUGCAGUCAGUUUUCUUAAAAUAGCCGAUCGAUAUUCCUCAGCUCGACUCAAAAACAUAUGUCUUGAUUUUAUUUGCUGGAAUUUGGAAACAUUCUUGGAAUGCAGUCGUUGGUUCAGGGAUUUGGACGAGUUUAUGAUAUUUGGUAUUGAAUCGAGGCUGAGGGUUUUGCAAACACAAAAGUCGCCGUGCAUGCGUGGGUCUGAUGGGUUUUAUGCUCAACUGAGAGCGAGAACAAUCAAGGCUCAAGAAGCUUCAAAUGAAAAGAAGCAGGCCGUUUAUGAGAUUCGAAAACAAGCUGGACUGAACCAUAAUACUAUCAACGAGUCUGCAACUAGCGUUGGUACUACUGAUUUACCGUUUAUUUAUGCUUCAAGUAAUGUAGAUUAUGGCUUACUUAAAGAGAAUGUCAUUUCUUCGAGUAGUUUUGGAAGUAGAUGCGCAAUUGGAAGUCAAAGCACCAUAAAUAGUGGGUUUAGUGCAUCAAGUACAUAUGGAUCCGCGUCUUGUCCUGGUUCGAGUUUAAAGCCUGUUUGUAGAUUCUCCAAAACACAAAACGCAUCCAUCACUUCGCCAUUACUGAGCGCUGUUAGUCCUAGUUUAUCAGCAAUAUCUCCUGGCGAAUCUGGUACUGUGGGUGAUCAUCUUGAUGAGCAAGUGUUUCAACUAGAACUAGAUACUGAUUUACCUGAUCAGCAAGAAACCGUCUCAAAGAGUCGUGCAAAUGACAAAUUACCUCUUGUAGCGACAUCGCGUCACAGAAAGCAUGGUACAUCUAGCCAAGCCGAUCCAAACACUUCAACCUAUUCAAGUGUAAAAAGUAAAAAAUCGACAUUUGUCAAGUUGGAUGUGUUUGAAGCAUCUUCAGACUCGUCCAAGACAACCGGAGCUUUUCCUGCUGGUAGCUCUUUGCCAGAAACUACACCUGUUUUAAAGGGCUGGUCUCCUGUGAUGCAGCCAGUUAAUACCGGACCAAAGAUGUCUUUGCGAGAAAUCAUGGACGAGACUCGUAAAUCCGAGACUGGUUCUGGUUCUGGACCAAGUUUAUCCAUUCCAAGUCCGGUUAAACUUGGUCCAAGUGUAUCAUUUUUAAUUCCACCAUCGCCAUCUUCUUUGAAACCUAUAGCAAGAUCCAUUGAAAAUGCACCUCAUUCUCCAUUCAACCUUGGUGAGCCAAUGGAACCGUUAAAACUUGUCAAAUCUAAACCUAGUCAGAAACAGCGCAAAAAGGAAGCUGCCAAGUUGGCGGCUCAAACCAAUAUAGUAGAGCUUCUGCCAUCAUCCUCGCCUGCAUGGAAAACUAUUCCUAUUUGUGCAGAUGUAUUGACCAACAGUCUAUCUGAUACUCGUGAUUUAGAUGUUGAGUCGAUCAAUUAUGCAACUUCAUCGAGUUUAGGCUCGGUAACACCUUGGCCGAAUACAGGGAAAUCUGUCCCAACCAAAUUUUCAACAUCAGCUUCAUCUGUGGUAUUUACACCCGUUGUGAAAUCUACCCGAAAACACUCUGGAUCAAUUGCUAAAACACAGCAAGGUCCCACUACUGAUUCAUGCAAUCAGCCACGUCAACAGCAACAGAAACCACUUUGGCCGGUACAAUCUUUUGCAGAUAUACAAAAUGAGCAGGUCGUGGAAGCUCAAACGCUUGCACGUACACUUCAAAAAUCACUACUUCGUAUCCAGAUGGAAGAGGAAGCUGUUCGGGCUUUGACGGAAUACUAUACCAUGACGCAAGCCAAUGGAACUGGCGAGUGGUUUCACAUUCGUCGAGGCUUGUGA